This is a messenger RNA of Darwinula stevensoni, 1140 nucleotides long. The record is from the annotation of a GenBank genome assembly. NCBI's taxonomy places the organism in Eukaryota, Metazoa, Arthropoda, Ostracoda, Podocopida, Darwinulidae.
AUGUCCCCAGGAUGUCCCCAGGAUGUGGCAUCCAUUAACGUCGCCUUUCCCGGGCGAACGACACAUCGUCAGGCACUCGCAUCGACGACGUCGGCGAUGCUGCACCUUAUCCUCGUCGUGGCCCUGGGCCUCCCUCUGCCGGGCCAGCCCCGCCGGUUCCAGAGGGCGGGCCAGACUGUGCUCGGUCAGGAGUCCACCCUGACCACCCUCAAACGGAAUCAAGUCACCGACUGCACCCGGGAAUGCACUCCCGGCUGCGGCGGCUUCGAGUGGGACGAGCCGACCAAAUCCUGUCAAUUGAAGCCUGGCGGCCCCAGCAAGGCCUUCGUCAGCAAUGCCAAGACCGGGUCCACCUCCUUCGUCUGGAACGCAACCCUGGCGAAGAUCACGGACUCCUACACCAACCAGAAUCUGGCGGCCUGGGUCGGGUCGCAGAAGGUCUGGAUCGGGGGGAGAAACACGUGGAACUCGAGCCGGUUCCGCUGGCUCGACUACGACGAGAUGCCGGGAUACGCCGGGUCGGGUGGCGUCGGCUUUUCGAAAUGGAAGAGCGGGGAGCCGAAAUUCACCGACGACUUGGCGGUUUGCUUGGACGGCGGCCUCUGGGUCACCGACGAGAGAAAGUCCAAAUACAAGGGGAUCUGCCAAUACAUUGGACCUCGUGUGAAGACCUUGGCGAACGCGUCGCACGCGAGCCCGCCGACCAAGGACGGCUGCGACGUGAAGGACACGCAGGGCGGGCACUGGUGCCUCAACGAUGACGUCUGCGUGAAGAAGUCCAGCUCGUGGGUGGAGGUGAACCCGAUGAUGCAGCCGUGGUUCCAGCUGGAUCUCGGGGCGAGGUACACCGUCACCAGCGUCCUUCUCCUGAACAGCCAGUGGACCAACUUGGCGAUGGGCACGGUCGACGUGCGCGUGUCGAACACGAACCUGCUGGGCAACGCGACCCAGUCGGAGAUAUCCGCCAUGGCCCUCUGCAGAUCCGUCCGGGAGACCAACUGGUGGAGGUCGCUGAGCGUGCUGCACGUCCCCUGCUCGCCCGUCCCCGUCACGGGGCGGUACGUGCUGGUGCAGAGCGUGUGGGGCGUGAGCACCGCCUUGCUCGUGGAGGAAGUGGCCGUCUUCGGCUCCGUGCCCUGA